Messenger RNA from Camellia sinensis, 1765 nucleotides. RefSeq lists its product as uncharacterized. The record is from RefSeq and is a predicted model, not a curated record. Gene Ontology annotation, molecular function: oxidoreductase activity, acting on the CH-OH group of donors, NAD or NADP as acceptor. Lineage: Eukaryota; Viridiplantae; Streptophyta; Magnoliopsida; Ericales; Theaceae. Gene Ontology annotation, cellular component: membrane.
AAAUGGCAAGUUUGACCAAGGCGUUGGUUGUUAUCGUUAUAUUUUCGUUCGUUCAAAUUAGCGGAAAGAGCGUUACUUCAGUUAUUACUCUCUCUCUCAAAUUGAGAAGAGAGAAAAGGAAGAAAAAAAAAAAAGCAGAGAUCAAAAUCAAUAAUGGAGAAAGAAGCAGAGAAUGCAGAUCAAGAGCAUCCAAUGGAACCAGACAAAGAGAAAGAGAAAGAUCAUGGAGAGGAAGAUACAGAAAGCGAUAAUGAAGAGAGAGAUGAAGAAGAGAGAGAGUCUCAGAGACUGAGAGAUAAAAAGAUGGAAAGGAGACUCAGAGCCAAGGAGAGGAGAGAGAAGAGGCGCCAAGUCAUCUCUCUCCUCCGCACUAUUCCUUAUUCCGAUCAUCAGAGGUGGUGGUCGGCAGAUACCAUUGCCAUGGUGACUGGAGCAAACAGAGGGAUUGGGUUUGAGAUUGCACACCAACUUGCAUUGCAUGGCUUGACAGUUAUUCUGACAUCAAGAGAUGCUGCUGUUGGUGAAGAAGCAGCAAAGGUCUUACAAGAAGGAGGUUUGAAUGUGCAUGUCCAUCAAUUGGAUAUUGUGGACCCUUCAUCAAUCCAAGUGUUCACUGAGUGGCUACAACAAAACUAUGGUGGUUUAGAUAUUCUGAUAAACAAUGCUGGUGUUAAUUUCAACUAUGGAUCAGACAAUCAACUCGAGUUUGCUGAACAGGUCAUAACCACCAACUAUUUUGGCACCAAAAAUAUAAUUAAAGCUAUGAUCCCGUUAAUGAGGCCUAAUGCUUCAGGUGCUCGUAUUGUUAAUGUUAGCUCACGGUUGGGAAGACUUAAUGGCAAGCGAAAUAGAAUUGGAGAUCUCACUUUAAGGCACCAAUUGGAAGAUGUGGACUCACUAUCUGAGGAACUGAUUGAUAAGACUGUGAAUACAUUUUUGGAGCAAGUAAAAGAUGGCAGUUGGACAUCUGGAAAGUGGCCUCAAACAUGUGCCGACUACUCAAUGUCAAAGCUUGCCGUUAAUGCUUACACCAGGCUAAUGGCGAAGAUGCUUUCAGAUCGACCAGAAGGGCAAAAGAUAUAUAUAAAUUGCUAUUGCCCGGGCUGGGUGAAGACUGCCAUGACUGGUUGGGCAGGGCAUACUUCACCAGAGGACGGGGCUGACACAGGAGUUUGGCUUGCCUUGCUUCCAGACCCUGACCAGUUAGUGACAGGAAAAUUUUUCAGUGAGAGACGUGAGAUAAGUUUUUAGGAAUGUUUUCCAGUUUCAGCUUCAGCUUCAGCUUCCUUUUUUUCAGUGAGAUCGGAUUCUACAAGAACGAUGAGAACUGGUGCAAAGAAAGCUCUAUUCUGAAUUGGCUUUUGCAAUUGAACUUUUUUAGAAGAGAGUAUGCAACUGCCAUUGCAUUCGUUGCCAUCUCUAGACUCUUAGGAAAGUUUGAGACAAAUACUGAAUGAGGGAGUUAAGGGAAUCUCUAAUUUCACUAGAAUCCCGGUCUUCUGAAAAUUGGGUUGUGCGAAUUCUACCGCCACCCAAACUUUGUACCCAUGAGGAGUUAGUAAGCAUGGGCAAUGAAUGGAAGAGCAGUAUUUGGUGUAUCUAGUCAUUAAUUUACACAUUUCUGAUACUAGAAAUUUUGCUUUUGACAUUUUUUGUUAUUGGAUUUAGUGGGAGUUCUAUCAUGAAGACUUUUGUGAUGUCCCCAAGUUUGAUUAACAAUAAUUAUUACCCAAAGUUUGAUUAGAUAUCAUGAAGACUUUUGUGA